AACUAUGCUUUCAUAAACCUCAUGUCUGCAAAGUUUUGAGCUUUAGGUCUAAAAAGAGCUCUUUUAAGACUGUUCCUUACUGUGAUAUCAAGUUUCCGCUUCGCCAAAUGCUUCUGGUUUCACCACCUUCCCCUCCUUGGGUAGUUGGUGAAAGUUGAGAGAUCUUCCGACUUGAAUCUCUAAAUUCUUCAGAAUUGAAAAUGGGGUUGCAGCUGACUAUUCUUCUCUUUAUGCUGCAUUUAGUUUUCAGUGCUCCACAACUUCAUGAGUAUAGAGCCACGAAUCUGCACCAUUCCAGAAGUCAUUCAAGUAUUGCGCUUCCACCAUCCCAGUCAUCUCCUAGAGUUCCUGCAAGUAUUGCAAUUCCACCUUCCAAGUCAUUAUCUCCUGGUUCUGUACGUUCUCCAAUAUCACAUCAUAAGCAUCACCAUUCCAGAAGAAAGUCCAGAAACCCAACCCCUACUUACAAUCAUGGAGGUCAUUCGGUUUUUCCUGCACAUCCUCCUUUUCCUUCUCCAAAGACCAGGAAAUUGCCUGCACCUGCACCUGCACCGUUGCGAGCAUUUUUAUCAGUCCCCUUGAAUGCUCCUUCUCCUUCGCCUAGAGUCCUACCCCUUCAUUCAAAGCAUACGAAGGAUCCAUCCCCAUCACCGGUUUUGGGUUUGCCACCUCCACCUCCUAAUAACGAUUGCAUGUCUCUGACUUGUUCAGAGCCCCUUACAUAUGCGCCUUCUGGAUCACCUUGUGCUUGUGUUUGGCCCCUACAAGUUAAGCUCGACCUUGGCAUUGCAAUAUACAAGUUUUUUCCUCUGGUCUCAAAGCUUGCUGAGGAAAUUGCAGCCGGUGUUUCACUUAAUCGGAGCCAAGUUCGCAUUGUGGGAGCUGAUGCAGCUAACCACCAACUAGAGAAGACCAAUGUUCUUAUAAACCUAGUACCUGAAGGAGUAAAUUUCGAUGAUGCAACCGCAUUUUCAAUAUAUAAGAAAUUCUGGCACAAGGAGAUUCUCACAGAUGCUUCCCUCUUUGGAUCCUAUGAAGUGCUCUAUGUUCAUUAUCCAGGUCUUCCACCAUCUCCGCCUUUGGCUUCCUCAAGCAUCUCUAGUAUGGAUGAUGUGCCAUACCCUGGCUAUGACUACAAUGGAACAAUAAUGAAACCUUUAGGAGUAAAUGUACCAGUGAAUGGAAAGCACGGGAGUAGUGAAAGAGGAAGCAUGAUUAUAAUAAUUGUGUUGUCAUGUAUAACUGUGUCUGUUCUAUUCAUUGGAGCUGCCUGGCUGUAUCUGUUGAAAUGUGGAUCUUGUGUUCAACAACCUGAACAUAUCCCAGAUGAUUCAAUCCUAUCAUCUUCAAAACCAUCAGGGGCUAUUAAGUCAUUGACCUAUGGGAGCAUACCAGGUUCUAGAUCAAUGUCAUUCAGCUCUGGAACAAUAAUAUAUACAGGAUCUGUUAGGACCUUCACUUUGAAUGAAAUAGAGAAAGCAACAAACAACUUUGAUGCUCUCAGAAUAAUAGGAGAAGGCGGCUUUGGGCUUGUCUAUAAAGGUUUUCUACAUGAUGGGAGGGAUGUGGCUGUGAAGAUUCUGAAAAGGUAUGAUCAGCAUGGUGGCCGUGAAUUCUUGGCAGAAGUUGAGAUGCUUAGCCGCCUUCACCACAGAAAUCUAGUCAAACUGAUAGGUAUAUGCAUGGAGAAUCAAACACGCUGCUUAAUCUACGAGCUUAUCCCUAAUGGAAGUGUGGAAUCCCACUUGCAUGGUUCUGACAAGAAAACUAGUCCACUUGAUUGGAAUGCUAGGAUGAAGAUUGCACUUGGUGCAGCACGGGGACUGGCGUAUCUCCACGAAGAUUCAAAUCCCUGUGUGAUACACAGAGACUUCAAGUCUAGCAACAUCUUGUUGGAACAUGAUUUUACACCAAAGGUUGCGGAUUUUGGAUUGGCUAGAACAGCACUGGACGGGGGAAAUAAGCACAUCUCCACACAUGUUAUGGGAACAUUUGGGUACCUGGCGCCUGAAUAUGCAAUGACUGGCCAUCUUCUUGUCAAAAGUGAUGUGUACAGCUAUGGAGUUGUACUCCUUGAACUCCUAACAGGAAGAAAGCCCGUGGAUUUUUCACAGCCACCCGGUCAAGAAAACCUGGUGGCUUGGGUUCGUCCGCUACUCACAAGCAAGGACGGUUUACAGACAAUCAUAGACCCGGUUUUAGAGAGCAACGUGUCUUUUGAAGCUGUGGUAAAAGUUGCAGCCAUUGCAUCGACGUGUGUGCAGCCAGAAGUCUCGCAACGCCCUUUCAUGGGUGAAGUCGUUCAGGCCUUGAAGUUGGUUUGCUGUGAGUUUGACGAUACAAGCAUUAUGAGAUCAAGGAGCUUCCAUGAAGAGAGUGUUCUAAUCGAUGGAGAUGGGAAAUUUUCAAGAAUUUCAGGUGAGAUGAUGGGUUUCCAGACAUUAACAGAAUCAAAGUUGCUCAGUCCAUUAUCAGAUCAGGGAUUUGAGUCCUUCAGAAGGCAUUCUGAUUCAGAGCCUCUCACCACGGAGAAAAAAAGGAAGGUAUGGCAGAAAUUGCGAAGUUCAUCAGGAGGAAGCGUUAGUGAGCAUGGAUUUUCAAACUUCCCCACAUCUUGAAUAUAAGUUCUGAUAAAAUGAAGGUGUGCUCAUUACUGAAAGGGGGAUGACCAUAUUUUAAGCUGCAAACAUGAAUCAAAGCAUCGAACAGUUUGGGUGGCUCUCGGUAAGAGUCGUGGAAAAUGACUUUUUCUAGACAGUCGAAGUCUCCAAGAAGCCAAUUUGGAAGAGACAAAUCUGCGGAGCAAAGCGAAUAAAACAUUUGUAGCAAUUGAACUAAUCUGUUCACCUCGUAGUAUAGAAUUGGGAGCUGUAUCGUCAUUCUAAAGCUCCUGAAGUAUCAUCGGACAUGAAGAUCCAGUAACAGAAAUUCAGUAGUGAAAUCAAACAUUGGAGAUCUUUAAUUACAUUUUCGUUGGUCAUAUAGAGAGAUACUUUCUUCCUUUAAUGUGAUUAUUUAGUUAUUUUAAUUCAUUUUAUGUUGUACAAGGUAAAUAUUUGAGAGUAGUUUUGUCUUUAAAAGAAAAAAGUAAAAGUGAUCAUUUAACGUGGAGGCAAACAUUCCACAUAUCUUAUUUUAAAGUUGAAGGUCAUUCGUCUUGAUUAUAAAUAAACUACAAUAGGCUUCACA
Molecule: messenger RNA, 3189 nt
Organism: Neltuma alba
Lineage: Eukaryota; Viridiplantae; Streptophyta; Magnoliopsida; Fabales; Fabaceae
Product: receptor-like serine/threonine-protein kinase ALE2
Exons: 10
Coding region: 201-2618 (805 amino acids)
Biological process (GO): protein phosphorylation
Molecular function (GO): protein kinase activity; ATP binding
Source: RefSeq, a predicted model, not a curated record